AUGCCCCACCACCAUAACAGACACGAAGACCUUGCUAACGCACACGAUCAGGUCGUUAAUGCGCCCCAUCAGGCAAAGCUCUCUCAUGAGCUGAUCGCUGCUGCGGCUUCUUACGAGGCCAUGAAAGCUUACAAUAACCACUGCGAGAAGAACGGUCAGCCUGUAAGCCACGAGAAGGCCAAGGAGCUCUUAGCCGGAUUUGCCGGAGCCUUCAUCGACCACAUGGCCGAGACGAAGGGUUUGGACAUGUUAGACAGGCAAAAGGCCAAGCAUCAUGGUAAGUAUCGCAGAUCUUGCUCGUGA
Suillus plorans is the source of this 303-nucleotide messenger RNA. RefSeq lists its product as uncharacterized. The coding region runs from base 1 to 303 and encodes 100 amino acids. The transcript is spliced from 5 exons. NCBI's taxonomy places the organism in Eukaryota, Fungi, Basidiomycota, Agaricomycetes, Boletales, Suillaceae. The record is from RefSeq and is a predicted model, not a curated record.